AUGCGCAGCAAAACUGGAAAUUUUAUUAAACGUGUGGAUGAGAACUGGAGCAAAGGCCUCUACCGCCCGAUCCGAAUCCAGUGCCACAGUGACACCACCAAGGGCGUCUACUGCCUGCAGUACGAUUCGGAGAAGAUUGUCAGUGGUCUGCGCGAUGACACAAUCAAAAUCUGGCGUCGUGUGGGCUCGCGCUCCAGGAGCGGUGCCUCGUUAGCGGGACGUCCAAGAUCCGGAGUGGGCGCCAGCGCG
Molecule: messenger RNA, 249 nt
Organism: Dibothriocephalus latus
Lineage: Eukaryota; Metazoa; Platyhelminthes; Cestoda; Diphyllobothriidea; Diphyllobothriidae
Source: the annotation of a GenBank genome assembly